GACCUUUGCACGGCUUGGACGCAGGCUUGUGAUUUCAGCCACAGCGGCUGUGAGCUCCCGUAAUAUAAAGAUUCAUUCCUUAUAUCUGUCGUCGGAGCUCUUACGGAGGGAAUCCGGAUGGCUGGCAGCAGACUGGAGAAGCUGGGGACGGUCUUCAGUCGUGUUCGAGAUUUGAUGCAGUCAAGAGUCAUAAAGCCUGAAGCAAAGCCUGUCUGGUAUGAUGUCUAUCAGGCCUCUCCUCCAAAGAUGGACCCACUCUACGUAAAGCCUUGUUCCCACCGUCUGCGGACAAAGAAGGAGACUGUGCCGGAAAUUUUCUACAGUGAAGAUGAAAUCAGGGCGAGAUUCUACGAGCAGUAUGGGACAGGUCCUCGAGUUCUCGAUCUUUCCAAGCCAUACUUUGUUUCUACAUGUCAGAGAUUUGUGGAGAAGUAUGAAGAGUUAAGAAGCAAGUGUGAGCUGAAGGAGUCUUCCCUGUUUGAAGAGACUGGGAAGGCUUUGCUUGCAGAAGGGGUUAUCUUAAGAAAGAGAGGAGCUCUCCCAGUGCCUGCCGAGUCCAGGAAUCCAGUGCUGGAGCUGAAGCUUAUAGACAUGUUGGCAGAGCAGCAGUCGGUCCAGGAGACAUGAAGGCCACGGCACAUCACAGGACAUGAGCGUCGCCCAAAAAGAUUCUGGGAUGAGCUGCUGGUCCCUCACUCUGCAUUAGGCUGUUUUUCAAGAUGUGAUUGGAUUUCUGCUUCUCUUGUAGACUGUGUCAGAAGUGUUAAAUCUCAGUGAUGAGGUUAUAUUAACGUUUCAGACUGCUGCAGUGGCACCAUGAGCCACAUUCAGUCGCAUUAUUCAGAGUUGGUCUUGAGUGAAAGGAGAAAUUCCUCAACUGAGUUUGUUAAUGUGCAGAGAGUUACAAUAAAAA
Salarias fasciatus (jewelled blenny) is the source of this 913-nucleotide messenger RNA. RefSeq names its product 28S ribosomal protein S23, mitochondrial-like. Gene Ontology annotation, cellular component: ribosome; mitochondrion. Gene Ontology annotation, biological process: translation. Gene Ontology annotation, molecular function: structural constituent of ribosome. The record is from RefSeq and is a predicted model, not a curated record. The transcript has 5 exons. Bases 118 to 627 code for a protein of 169 amino acids. NCBI's taxonomy places the organism in Eukaryota, Metazoa, Chordata, Actinopteri, Blenniiformes, Blenniidae.